AUGGAAUCGUCGAAGCAUUCUCUGAUCCCUAGCUUCCUCUAUUCCUCAUCCUCGUCGCCGAGAUCUUUCCUCCUCGACCAGGUGCUGAAUUCCAACUCCAACGCUGCGUUCGCCUCCUCCAAUCUCGAGAAGGCUCCUUCGCCAGCCGCGCGUUCCUCCCCCACCACGAUGCUGUCUCAGAAGAACUUCCUUAUCGCGUCUCCCACGGAGCCAGGGAAGAAGAUCGAGAUGUACUCACCUGCCUUCUACGCCGCAUGUACCUUCGGUGGAAUUCUCAGCUGUGGUCUGACUCACAUGACCGUUACCCCUCUCGAUCUCGUCAAGUGCAAUAUGCAGAUUGACCCGGCGAAGUACAAGAGCAUCUCGUCUGGUUUUGGAAUUUUGCUGAAAGAGCAAGGAGUCAAAGGCUUUUUCCGUGGAUGGGUCCCUACUCUGUUGGGUUACAGUGCUCAGGGUGCGUGCAAGUUUGGAUUCUACGAGUACUUUAAGAAGACCUACUCUGAUCUUGCUGGACCUGAGUACACUGCCAAAUACAAAACCCUCAUCUACCUUGCCGGUUCUGCCUCUGCUGAAGUCAUUGCCGAUAUUGCACUUUGCCCAUUCGAAGCUGUCAAGGUCCGGGUUCAGACACAGCCUGGAUUUGCCAAGGGAAUGUCUGAUGGGUUUCCCAAGUUUAUCAAGUCCGAAGGAUUCGGAGGCUUGUACAAAGGUCUUGGUCCACUCUGGGGACGUCAGAUUCCAUACACUAUGAUGAAGUUUGCUUCGUUUGAGACCAUUGUGGAGAUGAUCUACAAGUACGCAAUCCCCAACCCGAAGGAUCAGUGCAGCAAGGGUCUGCAACUCGGAGUGAGUUUUGCAGGAGGUUAUGUUGCUGGAGUGUUCUGUGCCAUUGUCUCCCACCCUGCAGAUAAUCUGGUGUCGUUUCUCAACAAUGCCAAGGGAGCAACCGUUGGAGAUGCAGUGAAGAAGAUAGGAAUGUUGGGACUGUUCACAAGAGGACUUCCUCUGAGAAUUGUGAUGAUAGGGACAUUGACUGGAGCACAGUGGGGAUUAUACGAUGCCUUCAAAGUGUUUGUUGGCCUGCCAACCACCGGCGGUGUUGCUCCAGCCCCUGCCCCUGCCCCUGCCAUCGCAGCUGCUGAAACCUAA
Molecule: messenger RNA, 1149 nt
Organism: Thlaspi arvense
Lineage: Eukaryota; Viridiplantae; Streptophyta; Magnoliopsida; Brassicales; Brassicaceae
Source: the annotation of a GenBank genome assembly